ACCAAAAGCUCACCAAGACACAGAUUUUCUCCAACGCACAAAAGCAAAUCAAGCAAAGCACAGGAGGAAUCCUUCACCUCUGCUUCUCGCUGCUGUUAUCUUCAGACACUCCGACGUCACCGCUUUGUUAUUCUCUCUCCGUUCUCGCUCAUCUGUCUCGUCUCUUCUAUCUAUGUCGUUAUUGUACUCAUGAACAUCCCUCUCUCUUGACAAAAUCUCACUUCCCAAAUCGCCUCCUCGCCAUGCUCUCUCGAAAAUUCUCUGCCUCGCCGUCGUCCGCGGUUGUUUCUGAUCCAUAUCCAUCUUCUCUUUCUCCAAAUCAGUCUCAUCCCUCUCACAAAAGCCACCAUCUUUUGCCUCCGCUUGUUGCUUCCGCUGCCUCUGUAUGCUCCAUCUUCUUUCUCUUUUUCCUCUGUUUUCGUAGACUUGCGAGAAAACGCACCGCCCCUUCUUCUGAUUCUGAGUCUAAGCCUCCGUAUCGUUUCUCGUAUUCCCUCCUCCGCCGUGCCACGUCAUCCUUUUCCACCCGCCUCGGCCAAGGCGGCUUCGGCCCCGUCUACUCCGGCACUCUGCCUCCUACUCGACAACCCGUCGCCGUCAAGCUCAUGGACUCUGCCUCUCUUCAGGGCGAGCGCGAGUUUCACAACGAGCUCUUCUUCGCCUCCAGGCUUCACUCUCAGCACGUAGUCUCUGCCAUCGGCUUUUGCUCUGACAGGAAUCGCCGGAGGUUCUUGCUCGUCUACGAGUUGAUGCACAAUGGGAAUCUCCAGGACGCGCUCUUGCACCGCAAGUGCCCUGAGCUGUUGGAUUGGAAGAAGCGGUUUUCCGUCAUCGUCGACAUAGCCAAAGGGAUUCAGUACCUUCACUCUUGCGACCCUCCCGUGAUUCACGGCGAUAUCAAGCCAAGUAAUAUUCUAUUAGACCGUUCUAUAUCGGCGAAAAUUGGGGAUUUCGGCCUUGCACGAUUGAAAUCGGAACCCCAGAUUGAAAUUGGGAUUCUGAACUUGGACGGUGUUGAAAAGAAGAGUGGUGGAUUGGACUUGGAAGACGAGAAGAAGGCAAAGGAAGAAGAGUUAGAGAGUAAUGGCGGGUCAUUGGUCGAAGAAACACAGAGCGUGAAUACCGUUGAUGAAGGUAGCUUAGGCGCGGAGCAAUCCCCCGAGGGUUUUGUCACGAUACCCAUAUCGGAGCCAUCGCCGGGGCCGUUGGAGGCGGCGGCGGCGAUGGCAGCGUCACCGUCGGAGGCGAAUUUCGAAAAAGUUAGCUUUCAGAGUGAGAAAAACAUUUCCUUGAGUUCUAAGAAAAACGGGAAAGUCUUAAAGAGCAAUUCCAUGAAGGAUUGGUGGUGGAAACAAGAUAUCGAAUCAGCAGCAGCAUCCUCCAUGGCUGAGAGUAAGAAAGUGAAGGAUUAUGUAAUGGAUUGGCUUGGAAAAGAAAUAAACAAAGAAAGACCCAAGGGCGAAUGGGUAGCAUCAGCAGCAGAAACAGCUACCUCAAGUAGCGGGGCAACAAUGGGAAAACCAGAGAAAAAGAAGAGCAAGAGGCGCUUGGAAUGGUGGAGAUCAAUGGAGGAGGAAACCAUUAAUCCUAAAGCUUUAAAGAAGGAGAAGAGAAGACCGGCGAGAGAAUGGUGGAAGGAAGAGUACUGUGAAGAGCUCGCCAAGAAGAAGAAGAAAAAGAAGAAACAGCAGCAAAAGAGAAGUGGAAUAAACAGUGACGAUGAUUGGUGGGCAAGAGACGACGAAGACAUAUUUGGUGAAAGAAAGAAGGCCAAAACCCGUAAAAACAGUCUUGGUAGUAUAGAUUGGUGGUUAGAUGGAUUUAGUGGUGACCUAUUCAGAGCUCGCAGAAACAGCCAUGAUUCUGCAGCAAGCUGGGAAAUUCCCAAGAGCGGUGGUGUUAGUAGCACACCAAGCAUGAGAGGAACAGUUUGUUAUGUUGCUCCUGAAUAUGGUUACGGUGAAGAUUUAUCAGAGAAGUGUGAUGUAUAUAGUUUUGGGGUUCUAUUACUUGUUAUAGUUUCUGGACGACGUCCACUUCAGGUUACUGGUUCACCAUUAUCAGAGUUUCAUAAAGCAAAUCUACUGUCAUGGGCACGCCUUUGUGCACGCAGUGGGAAGCUGCUCGAUCUGGUUGAUCAGUCUAUUAAGUCAUUAGAUAAAGAUCAAGCUCUUCUCUGCAUCACAAUUGCUCUUCUUUGUCUGCUCAAGACACCUUCUCGUCGUCCUUCAAUGAAAGAGGUUGUGGGAAUGCUUAGUGGUGAACUGGAUCCACCACAAUUGCCGGUUGAGUAUUCACCGUCGACGCCAUCUCGCUUCCGAAGCAAGUCACGGAAAAAGGGUCCGUGAGUUUCUUCUUUAGCAUUCUCCUUUCUGGUAUAGAUCUUGAUCUUAGCUUGCAAUUGACAGAUAUAUUUGUGUAAAAAUGAGGAAUUUAGGGGUGAAUGAAAGGCUAUAUUCUCACUA
Molecule: messenger RNA, 2465 nt
Organism: Prosopis cineraria
Lineage: Eukaryota; Viridiplantae; Streptophyta; Magnoliopsida; Fabales; Fabaceae
Product: receptor-like serine/threonine-protein kinase At4g25390
Exons: 1
Coding region: 243-2348 (701 amino acids)
Biological process (GO): protein phosphorylation
Molecular function (GO): protein kinase activity; ATP binding
Source: RefSeq, a predicted model, not a curated record